UCUUUGCCGCUCCCCCGCACGCGAAGCAGACAAUCGCUUCCCUCUCUCCGUCUCCUAAGCCACCACCAACACGCUCGCGGGACUCUUCUUGCGCAUGGUAGGGUGAAAAAGGCAAAUAAGCGUUGCGCUUACAGCAGCAGCGGUUUCUACUUCGACCUCCGUUUUCGCCAUGAGUGGCGAUCAGCCGCAGCCGGAUCCCGGAACCAAGGCUCUGCUGGGGAGCCUGGAAAGCGUAGUGAUGGACCUCAACGACAUGGAGAACAUGAUCGAAAACUUCGAGGAAUCUGCGGCGGAGUCGUUCUUCUCGAAAAUGAAUGAGUACAUCACGAACCUCAAGAAGGUGGAGGAGAAGGCGCCAGGGUGCCAACUACACGUGCCUCGUGAGGCCCUUGAGAGAAUCGAUGACGACGUAGACCAGAACCCGGAGCUUUUCGCGCAAGAGCUUCUCGCCAGGUGCAAAGACGAGUCCGGGCAGCUGAGUGCGAGAGUCCUCGGCAUAAAAAAAGUGCGUCAAACUGUCAUGGAGGGCUGGAGAACCGAAGGCAGCGGGCCUGUCAACGGUGCCACGCCUUCCGCGGGUGGUGCUGCUGUUGGGCCAAACGGGGCGGCAGCUUUGGCACACGGUAGGGCAGGUUCAGCACAAAAGGCAACAGCAGAAGGGGCUGAGGGAGGAGGGGUCGGCGUCUUGCCGAAGGGGGUAGGUGGAAAGGGGGCGCCUGGUUACAGCAGUAGCAGCAGCCGUGGUUAAGGAGCGUCGACCCUCUUUUGUGGCAGCCUUCUUUCUUUGUCGUUUCUAUCCCACAGGCUGUUUGUGCAGGAUGGUAAGGUGCUGAGAGGGAGCCAUGUGCGCAACGACGACAGCACCAGUGAGUGAUGGAUGCCAUCCCCGCCUUGUCAAGGUUUGGCUCGUCGUACACUCCUGGUUCGCCGAGGAAAAACCUACACGGGGGAGGAGGGGUCCUUGAUCGAACUUCGUCACUCUUGAGAAAAUGAAAAAGAAACUUUAUGUUGUACGAGGAAGGUAUUUGUGUUGGGCAGUGCGGGUGGGCGCUGUGGCUGAGCUUGACAAAUGUCCGAAAUGGCACAUGAUGUAUGUUCUGUUUCGGACACGAGGGUAUCGGCGCCUGUCAAUGAUGGCCGCACCUGUACACAUCUCAUCGAAGAAGCUGAAGUGUAUCAGUUUUGUUUCCGAGCGAGAUCCCGCAAGGAUUUCUCCUAUUAUUUAGUCGGGCUUGUUUUCACUUGGUCCCAACAUCAAUGUUGCUUGCUGUGCGUGUUGGGUGUUGAUGUCGUCCGUUAAAUGUUGGUGUUUUUGUGUGCCACACACCGAGGUUGGGGGGGAAGGGGUGGGCGUUAUGGGGGGCUCCUGUGUAGCGUGCCCGUUUUUGGCGCAGUUUUCGGUUAGUUGCGUUGUACCUGCUCCUGCUUGCUUGGUGUUCUGUUGUAUUUUCUGUGUGGCGGUGGACUGCGUGUGCCUUAGGUUUUGAGCUACAGGCUCGGUGUUUGGCAUUUGUAUGGCGAGCAGACACCAGGCUAGACCUCUCGUGAGAGAGUGAGAGCAGCGGCAGCAUCAUCUGCUGGCUGCACUUACUGCAGGCAUGCAGGUUCAGGUAUACAUAAUAAACCCUUAUUUUUACCCUGGG
Messenger RNA from Ectocarpus siliculosus, 1643 nucleotides. Lineage: Eukaryota; Phaeophyceae; Ectocarpales; Ectocarpaceae. The record is from the annotation of a GenBank genome assembly.